This is a messenger RNA of Psylliodes chrysocephalus, 764 nucleotides long. The record is from the annotation of a GenBank genome assembly. NCBI's taxonomy places the organism in Eukaryota, Metazoa, Arthropoda, Insecta, Coleoptera, Chrysomelidae.
AUCUGCCAAAAUUCAAAAUUGUGUCAAAAUUAUUAAGUGUUUCAUUCCCUUUUCGUAAAAAAAAUGACCCCCAUUCCAAAAAACGACGCCAAAAAACCACCACAGGGGGUUAGUAAAAUAGUAAGAUUUACAAAACGCGAUAGAAAACCAGAUUCCCCCAUUCCUGGAAAGAGCAACGAAAGUUUGAUUUUGUACUACUUAACGAAGUUAAAAAAACUCUUUAAAUCGCAGGAAAAUAAAGCAGGAAGAGGAAGAAGUAGCGUAAGAAUUGGAAAACCUCAAGAUGGGCUAACUACAGGCAUAGCUGGUGGUUUAGAUAAAUCUGGAGACAUCGAUAAUAGACAGAUUCAAGACGUGAUGUACAAUGUGGUCAACGAGGCUUUAGAAUAUGGAUUUAGAAACAAAAUACUCGAGAAAAGAGGUAACUGCUUCAUGCUAACAGGAACUCGAUCAGUUUCUCGAAGAGAUCCAACUCCAGGACCACAAGGUUUUAGAACUUGUAAUUGUAGACGAUGUUCUUAUUACGCUUCUUGCAGCAAUCGACCAGGAGGCUGUCAAGAAUGCGCAAGGAUUCAGAGAGAAAAACAAGCUCGUCUAGGAAGACAUCCACCGAAUAAUUUUAUGGGCAAAAGUUCGUCUUUCACGAAUGCAAGACUUCGAAGCCGAAGUCGGUUAGGGUUUAGGUGUAAUUGUUCUAAAUGUAGGAUUAGACAAGGAAAAAUUAUUUAAAAGCAUGUCUUCAAAUGUUUGUGGGUCGAUGUGAG